Messenger RNA from Pseudovirgaria hyperparasitica, 6800 nucleotides. RefSeq lists its product as uncharacterized. Gene Ontology annotation, biological process: ubiquitin-dependent protein catabolic process via the N-end rule pathway; protein ubiquitination. Lineage: Eukaryota; Fungi; Ascomycota; Dothideomycetes; Acrospermales; Acrospermaceae. Gene Ontology annotation, cellular component: cytoplasm; ubiquitin ligase complex. Gene Ontology annotation, molecular function: zinc ion binding; ubiquitin protein ligase activity. The transcript has 2 exons. The record is from RefSeq and is a predicted model, not a curated record. The coding region runs from base 225 to 6647 and encodes 2140 amino acids.
CUAUGCAGUACCAUUCACACCGAUAACAUUCACAAGAUACGAAAUCGUCAGGUCGAAGUCACCUUUCAGCCAGCGGGUGGCCGGCCCACUGUCGCGCAUCUCUUCAGUCGUGUACGAUCGUUCCAGCGAAGUCGCUGCAUCUCGCCACCAAUUCCGUCGUGGACGCCUUUCACGUCUCCUGCCAUAUCAUACAACUUAUUGAUCACAUCUACAGACCUGGCAUUAUGCUUGUGUCGCAGCAUGAGCAGGUUCUAUGUAGGCAGCUCAGAGAUUUCCCUCGGCGUUUUCACAACCGGUACAACGAUGAUUCAAGCUCUGCGCUCCUAGAACUGUUCUUUCGAUCACUCACCGGUUUCAAAGACGAAUACCUUCCCUACUUCUUUCCCAACGGCGUCCCACGCUCGACACAAGAACAAUGGAGCUUAAAAUUGGCACAAGGUGCAGUGGAGGGUGCUGAAUACACCGAAGCUGCAAGAGGCCAUCCGUGUGGUCAUAUCUUCAAAUCUGGAGAGGCUACAUACAGGUGUAAGACAUGCACUGUAGACGAAACCUGCGUGAUCUGUACCAGGUGUUUCGAUGCUUCAGAUCAUGAGGGACACACCGUUUACGUGUCAAUAUCACCGGGCAAUGCGGGAUGUUGUGACUGCGGCGAUGAUGAGGCUUGGAUACGACCCGUGCAUUGCAACAUACAUACAAUCGGGGCAGAAAGUAUAUCUCAUGCAGCAGGAAAGAUCAAGGAGGGAUCACCACUACCCGAAGAUCUUCAGGAGUAUAUCAGAACCACUAUCUCAAAGAUUUUUGAUUACUUUUGCGAUGUGUUUUCUUGUUCGCCCGAGCAGCUACGACUUGCGAAGACUGAAGAAAGUAUCAGACAAGACGAGCACUCGUCUCGAUUGCAUUCGAAAUGGUACGGUGAAUUAGACACAGACGAAGAUGAUCAGGAGUAUGCCUUAGUUCUGUGGAAUGACGAGAAGCAUACGAUUGGAGAUGUUGAGAACCAGGUCGCCAGAGCGUGCAAACAGAGGAAAGAUUUCGGGCGACAAAAGGCCAACGAAGUUAAUUAUGUUGGUCGAAGUGUCGUAAUAUUUGAUACGAACAUUCCAAAGUUACUCAAGAUGGCAAAGAUCAUCGAAGAGAUCAAACUUACGGUCACUAUCAGAUCCGCAAGAGACACUUUCAGAGAGCAGAUGUGUGGUACCAUCAUCGAGUGGAUUUCAGACAUUGCUGGAUGCAGUGUAGGGCCUGACCACCAGAUACUGCGCAACAUCCUUUGUGAGGAGAUGCUGAAAGCCUGGCGGGUCGGGAGCGAAGCGCAUCAUAGUAGAAUCGGGACAGACGGACUUGAUGAUCACGAAGUGGAGGACUAUCAAGAAGAUCUCCUAUUUAGUCGGCUGUUAGACAUGCGCAACAGAGGGGCCAGAGCAACCGCCCCUGGGCCUGAUGCUGACCUUGAGGACGCCAACGAUAACGAAGACGACGCCGACAAUGAAUGGGAGGAAGAAUUGGACCAAGAUGAAAUGGACAUCGAAUUUGCGCCUGCCCGGGAUGUAGAUGGCGAUGUAGAGAUGGACACGUCCGAUGUUCCCGACGAUGAGCUAGAAGCUUCAGAAGCAACUAUUGCUGGAUAUCCGCCACCGCCACCACCACCACCUCCUCCAGCAGUGCGACGGCACGAUGCACUAACUACUCCUGGGGAUUCUGAGGGUGAACCUAUGGUAGUCUCUUCAAGCCAUGUGGGCGAAACCCUCGACAUCCCUAAGACACCAAAGAUCCGCCAGAAGAAAAGACCACCACGAGCACUUCGACAUUGGUUGGAAGUACCUGAAGGUUACAAGAAGAAAAAGGGCGCAGUACCUAUUCACGAAGACCUAUGGGAGCGUGUCCGGCUGGAUUGGAUGAUUCUCUAUGACCUAAGGAUGUGGAAGAAGGCCCGUGUUGACCUUCGCGACGUCUUCAUCAGUACGGUAGUGACAAUACCAUACUUUAAGAGAGUAUUAGGCCUCAGGUUUGCUGGACUGUAUACAACUUUAGCACAGUUGUAUCUGAUUGCAGAUCGGGAGCCAGAUCAUUCAAUCAUAAAUCUCUCACUGCAAAUGCUGACCACACCCUCUAUUACGGCAGAAGUUGUCGACCGGGGCAACUUCUUGACAAAUCUUAUGGCAAUUCUUUACACUUUCUUGACUUCACGCCAGGUGGGAUACCCGCAAGAGGUUAACCCAAUGGCGACACUGGCCUUUCAAGAAGGAGCAGUGACUAACCGAAGGAUGUAUCACUUUUUCCUGGACAUGAAAUAUCUCCUGGGGUCAGACCUUAUAAAGGAGAGGCUGCGCGAAGAGCCACGAUACUUACUACAAUUCCUGGACCUGGUCAAACUGCACCAAGGCAUCUGUCCAAAUCUUCGAGCAGUAGGCGAGCACAUCGAGUACGAAAACGACCAGUGGAUCAGCGCAUCGCUUAUCACAAGAGAGAUCAACAGGCUUUGCCGACAUUUCUCUGAAGCCUUCGUGUGGUCUAUCGAUGGGAACAAUUCAAGUAUAUACCGAGCCAUUAGGGACACCGCGAAACUGGUAAUCAUACAUUCAACUGCAUCCGAGCGAAAACGUUUCCAAGCAGCGGAGAUCAAGAAACCAAUUCAGUUCAAGACCCUCUCCAAGUUUGAGUUCGAGUAUAGCCCAAGCGAUCCUCUCAAAGUCGUUGAAUUCGUUGUGUCCAAGGAAGCCAUGAGCUUUCAUCACGCGCUACAUUAUACCCUGUCCUGGAUGAUUGAUCGUGGCAAGAGCAUGUCUCGUGAUCAAUUAGUGAGCUUGCUAUCAUUUUCGGCGUCGCAAUUGAAGGAGCCGCCUGUUCCACUCCGAGCUCAAAUACCGGAACUAGAUGCUGAUGACUAUCUUUUGUGUCUCUUCGAUUUUCCACUGAGAGUGUGUGCAUGGCUCGCCCAAAUGCGUGCAAACACAUGGAUUCGAAAUGGAGUUACUCUUCGGCAUCAAAUGUCUACCUACCGAGGGGUUGUUCAAAGAGACGUCGCAUUUCAACGAGAUAUAUUCCUGCUGCAAGUUGGACUUGUAAUCUGUCCCAAAACUCGGUUUUUGGCUUCAAUAGUGGACAGAUUCGGCCUGUCAAAUUGGAUUCGAGGCUCAUACAGUGACGUUCAGAGCUUCGAGGAACAACAACAGCUGGACAUUGUGGAGGACUUCGUACACCUGCUGAUCAUUCUGCUCAGUGAGCGGACAUCAUUACUACCGAUUGAAGAAGAACCUGGAUCACAUCUCAUAUCCAUCCGCAGAGACAUUGCCCAUAUACUUUGUUUCAAGCCUUUACCACACUCGGAUUUGUCCGCAAGAUUACCAGAUAAAACCCAGGAUCUGGACGAGUUCCCAGGGGUACUCAGGGAGAUGACUACGUUCCGUCCGCCCGAGGGUGUAUCAGACACAGGAACAUUCAUGCUCAAGGAGCAGUAUUUUGAGGAUAUCGAUCCUUAUAUAGCACAGUACAGUCGGAAUCAACGCGAGGAAGCCGAAGCUCUGUACAAGAAGCACAUGGCGAAAAAGACAGGACAAUCACCAUCCGAUAUAGUUUAUGAACCCAAACUCCGGCCUAUCCGUCAAGGAAUCUUCAAAGAUAUCGCUGGAUUCACGAGAGUACCGCUGUUCAUACAAAUCAUCUACUAUCUUCUCAAUUAUGCUUUGGAGUCAUCAAAGCACCACCCGAGCAUUCCAGCGACUAGAGUUGAAGCAUACCUUCAAUUUAUUCUGCAACUAGUUUUGGUCGCUAUUCCAGAUGAAGAAAAUGCUCGCAAUGAAGGUCUUGACGGCAUGCAAUGUUCAUUUGCGUAUAAUUUGAUCCGAUGCCAAUCAAGACAAGGUCGGCUAGUUAUAGGACUGUUACACAGUCUUUCUGAAAUGGAUGAGUUCAAGACUUGUGAGCCAAAAAUAAAAACCAUCAUGCGCCGACUUCAACACCGAGAACCGAAAGCUUUCGCCGAAGCGUUAAAGGUGAUCGACGUUUCUGCGGAAAGAAUGGAUACUAGUUCCCCUGCUCCAAGUACUGAAGACAAGGAACUAAAAAAGAAGCAAGCCCUAGAAAGACAAGCCAGAGUCAUGGCUUCCUUCAAAGAGCAGCAGACAAACUUUAUGGCUAACCAAGCUUUUGAAUGGGGCGACGAUGAAGAUGACUACAGCGACCUUGAAGCCGAGCUUGCUACACCUAUGCCGGAGGAAGAGAAGCUUUGGAAAUACCCAUCUGGAACUUGCAUCUUGUGCCAAGAGGAGACUAGUGAUCAACGACUUUACGGUACCUUUGCUUUCAUCACAGAUAGUCAUAUCUUAAGGCAGACAGACAUUCGUGACAGUGACUGGGUUACUGAAGCUUUUGAAACACCAACCAGUCUCGAUAGGUCGGCGGAUCAGAUUCGUCCUUUUGGUGUGUCUGGGAAGAAUAGGAAAAUGGUGACAAAGGUUACUUUUGACGGCCGUGAGACCAUCACAGAACGGCAGGACUUGGGAAAGGGCUUUCCGGCGAAGAUGACAAAACCAGGUCCCAUAUCUCAUGGUUGCGGACACAUAAUGCAUUACCACUGCUUCGAAGUUUACGUACAAGCUACUCAGCGAAGACAUGCGAAUCAGAUUGCCCGUGCCCAUCCUGAGAGGCCAGACAGCAAAGAAUUUUUAUGUCCACUAUGCAAAGCUCUAGGAAACGCCUUUCUACCCAUCAUUUGGAAAGGUAAAUCUGAGUCAUAUCCGGCGGUACUCAAACAGAAUCGUAGCGCUACGUUUGAGAAUUGGCUUGCCACAGAUGUUGCAUUGCAUGUAGCAAAGAUUGACAAAAGCCCGGAACAUAGCCCAUCGAAUGCGCAAACGUUGGCCAGACUACGACAGAUAUUCGUCGAUUUUGGGACGCAGCAUUUGAUCCAACCGCUUGCUUCGAAACUUCCAGAAAUAAACCGUCUGUCAUUACUGACACUUCCACCAAUAACUGCUGCAGGACAAAUACCAAGUACAUUACCUCGUAUCGCAUCUCCGCCACACUUCGCGGCAACAGCAGCUCUCGAUGACACAGGAAACCAGGCUACAAUCAAUCCUGAAGCCUCGAACGGUCCCCAACUUCAACCAAUUCCUAUAUUAGAGCUCGUCCGGAUAUAUCAGCGCCUUCGUGAUACGAUGAAAGUCAACAAUUUGUCUUCUAGAUAUGUGUACAAUCCAUCGCCAUUAGCAGCACGGGAGGAUCUCAUUUACACAGACACACUGUCCAAAUGCCUAGGCUUCACCAUAUCAGCCACAGAAAUUGCGCAGCGGGGUGUAGAGGCAGAAGUUGGAACCACUCUACUGGAUAGAAUAUCGCCUCAGACUCUCACGCAUAUUCGCAUUCUAUCUGAGACUGUGACUUCGUAUAUGGCGAUCGGUAGUCUCCGAAACCAAGGUCUGUCGAACACGUGCCAAGAGUUUCUGGACACUCGAACUCGACAGUUUCAACAACUUUUCAACGGACAUCCGAGGAUGUCGACGAUAAUUCCCUCGCUCGAAUACGAUCUCAAACCCUUUGAGUCUAUUCUAUCGCAAGAUACCUUCAUUUUCUUCACGGAGUGCGCCACUUGCGUAGUGCCAGCCCUGCAACUCGACAUUCAGCAUGUUAUGCGGAUAUGUUACAUUGCUGAGCUUGUCCGGGUGGUCAUCUCCUUCUUUCGUGUGCACGGUAGUGCGAGCACUAUGCCAAAGGUAUCUGAACUUAAGAGAAGUGAUCAAACCCAGGAGCGUAAUAUGCGAAUAUUUAUACGAAGCAUAAUUAUCACUGCAAAAAGCACCCCUGGCAGAGAUUCGAUAGAGGCCCAUCAUGAGCAAGAAUCGAUACUUGAGGGUGAUAUACCGAUGAACCAAGUCGACCUUUAUUUCCUACAUAAAGCCAUGCUGGCAUAUGCGCUCCCAUUCCUGCGCAAGGCCGUCAUACUCAUGCACGCUCGCUACGGCGUCGACUUCCCUAACACAGGCCUCUCGCAAACUACAAUGACUGAGCAUCAGCGCCUGACUCUUGCUCUUAAACUCCCUUCCCUCGACGAGAUUUUUGAGACUUUCGCGUCCUCAUCCGAGGGUGGCAGUGUCUUGCGCUCCAUGGUCCGCGGCUGGAUCUCACACCUAAUGUGGUCUCACAGCAACACCCACCUCUCUCCUGACACCAUCAUGCUAUCACAUCCCGCCAUUUUCGAGUUGGUCGGCCUGCCAAAGAACUACGAUACCCUGACAGACGAAGCCAUCCGACGUAGAUGCCCAACAACCGGCAGGGACCUCACCGAUCCGGCAGUGUGUCUUUUCUGCGGCGAGAUCUUCUGCAGCCAGGGCGUGUGCUGCAUGCAGGAUAAACAGGGCGGCUGUGCCUUGCACCAGAAGAAAUGUGGCGGCAACGUGGGCAUGUAUAUCAACAUCCGCAAGGGCAUGGUGCUUUUCAUGAAUCAGAUCCGCGGCUGCUGGGUUCCGGCCCCCUAUCUCGACAUUUAUGGCGAGACAGACCCGACGUUGCGGCGUCACCACCAGUUGUUCUUGAAUCAGAAACGAUAUGAUGCACUCUUGAGGUCUGUGUGGUUGGGUCAUGGGAUCCAAACAAUGAUUGCUAGAAGGCUGGACGCGGAAGUGAAUAAUGGGGGUUGGGAAACGCUUUGAAGUGUUGGGACUGUUUCAGUGACCGAGAUUAAUCUGAGAAUGGAGUGUGCUUACAGCCAUUGUUACGGGUCCAUGACACAGCAUAAUUGUAUUCGUAAUGAUAAUCGCGGUCAUAUACAUAUAUUCAAUUUGAUUAUUAUGAAUCGUUAGGUC